Messenger RNA from Eutrema salsugineum, 1440 nucleotides. RefSeq lists its product as uncharacterized. NCBI's taxonomy places the organism in Eukaryota, Viridiplantae, Streptophyta, Magnoliopsida, Brassicales, Brassicaceae. The transcript is spliced from 2 exons. The record is from RefSeq and is a predicted model, not a curated record. The coding region runs from base 89 to 1192 and encodes 367 amino acids.
ACUCACAAUCGUGAAAAGAGAGACAGAGAAGAGAGAGAGAGAAGAGAGAGAGAGAAGAGAGAGAAAGAGAGAGCUGAGAUCGGAGAAAAUGGUUUCGUGGAUGAUGACGAUCAAGACAGUGCUAAUCUCAAGCGGCGUCGCCUCCGUGGGGCUAUUGCUUAAAGUCUCUGUUCCGGCGGCUGUUGAAUUUUCCGUGUCUCGAGCUCCGAUCCUGUGGAGUUCUGUGCUAUCGUGGCUGAAACCGCCGUAUCUCUACGUCAUCACCAACGGAAUCAUCAUCACUAUCGUCGCUUCUUCCAAGUAUUACCGAAGCACGAGCCACCGUGAACAGGAAGACGACGGGAUCGUGUACGGUGGUGGCGGCGGCGAUUAUAGUAAGAUCCAGACGGAGCCGAUUGUACUAGAUCAAGCUUCUCCGCGGAUGAUGGUGGUGACGGAUUUGGAUCAGGAUUCGAAUUUCAAUCUCGUGGUCGCGAAUCCGCCGUCUCCGCAGCUGGAAUCGGAGGUGGUUACGGCGGUUGUGUAUGACGAUGAGGAGGAGAAGAAGAUGCUGUUAGAUGCGGUGGCAAUGGUGGAGGAUGAAAACGAAAAUGAAGAGGAGGUUAAGAUCGUGGUUAUGGCGGAGGAGAGUUCCGAUCUGGUUAAAUCCGGUGGAGAUGAUGAGGUGAUGUUGCCGCCGAUUUCAAAUUGGAAUAAUCUGCCGCCGAGGAUGACGGAAUCGGAGAAUCUUCCUCCGACGGAGAAGCCUCUAGUUUCGUCAUGGUUCGGUCACCGGAAAGUGGUGAAAGCCAACCCAGAAGGUGGAAGAGCGUUGAGAGUGACGAAGCCGAAGCGGAACGAGACACUGGAGAAUACUUGGAAGAUGAUAACGGAAGGAAAGUCAACGCCGUUGACCAGACAGUUAUACCGGAGAUCGGAUACGUUUGGCCGUGGAGAUUCCGGCGGGAGCGAGGCGAAACCGGUUUACAAGAAAUCGGAGACGUUUAGAGACAGGACUAACGAUUACCAGUCGCCGGAGCCGGCGGAGAUGGAGAAGGCGAAGGGGAAGAUGAGGAAAGAGCCGUCGCUGAGUCAGGACGAGUUGAAUCGGCGAGUUGAGGCGUUUAUUAAGAAGUUUAAUGAGGAGAUGAAGUUGCAGAGGAUGGAGUCGCUGAGACAGUACAAAGAGUUAAUUAGUCGUCGUGGGAUUUAGCUCUUUUAUUAUUUUUAUUUCUAUUUUUAUUUUAAUUGGGUUUUCUUAUUAUACACAAGAAGGAGAAAAACAAGAUUAGAUGGGUGGUAUAAAAGUCAUAGUGGAUUUAACCAAAAAAAAAGAAGAAAUCAAAAUGUCACAUUAGUGUACAUUACUUUGUGAAGAAGCUUAGAAGUUAUACAGGUUUUUUUUAUUCUUUUCCUUUUUUUUUACAAAAAAUGGAUUUUAGUGACAUUUGGUUUGUGACU